This is a messenger RNA of Metarhizium album ARSEF 1941, 966 nucleotides long. Its product is annotated as thiazole biosynthetic enzyme variant 1. The transcript has 2 exons. Bases 1 to 966 code for a protein of 321 amino acids. The record is from RefSeq and is a predicted model, not a curated record. NCBI's taxonomy places the organism in Eukaryota, Fungi, Ascomycota, Sordariomycetes, Hypocreales, Clavicipitaceae. Gene Ontology annotation, biological process: thiamine biosynthetic process.
AUGUCUCCCCCGGCCGCCGUCUCUCCCAACCAGAGGGUUGCUGAGCUCGCAACGCCAGCGUCCAAGCUCGCCGUCCAGAAUGUCUCCAACAGCGCCCAGACGAUUGAAGAAAUGAUGGGCCAGUGGGACAGCUUCAAGUUUGCUCCCAUCCGUGAGAGUCAGGUCUCGCGCGCAAUGACGCGCCGAUACUUCAGGGACCUCGACACCUAUGCCGAGUCCGACAUCGUCAUUAUUGGUGCCGGGUCGUGCGGUCUCAGCGCCGCCUAUGUCCUGGGCAAGCAGCGUCCCGACUUGAAGAUUUGCAUCAUCGAGGCCUCCGUCUCCCCCGGCGGCGGCGCCUGGCUGGGUGGACAGCUCUUCUCCGCCAUGGUCAUGAGGAAGCCAGCCGAUGCUUUCCUCCGCGAGAUUGGCGUCCCCUAUGAAGACGAGGGCAACUACGUGGUCGUCAAGCACGCUGCGCUCUUCACCUCCACAAUCAUGUCCAAGGUCCUGUCUCUGCCCAACGUCAAGAUGUUCAACGCCACCUGCGUCGAGGACCUCAUCACCCGUCCGUCCGAUGAGGGCGUCAGAAUUGCCGGUGUCGUCACCAACUGGACCUUGGUCUCCAUGCACCAUGACGACCAGUCUUGCAUGGACCCCAACACCAUCAACGCCCCUCUCAUCAUCUCCACUACCGGCCACGACGGUCCCAUGGGUGCCUUUUGCGUCAAGCGUCUCGUCAGCAUGCAGCGGAUCGAGAAGCUCGGCGGCAUGCGGGGUCUUGAUAUGAACUCGGCCGAGGACGCCAUCGUCAAGAACACCCGUGAGAUUGUCCCUGGUCUCAUUGUUGGAGGCAUGGAGCUUUCCGAAGUCGACGGUGCCAACCGCAUGGGCCCUACAUUUGGCGCCAUGGCUCUCAGUGGUCUCAAGGCUGCCGAGGAGGCACUCAAGGUCUUCGAUCUCCGCGCCAAACAGAAUGCCAUCUAG